CUGUUGGUUUGUGUUCCAGUUUACCCAGGAAUAUCAGAAGUUGGGGUGCUGAUAAACCUUCACGUUGGUUGAAUUCACGUGAGCCACCACCAACCUGGCUGCAGGUUUCCUGAGAAAUUUCACUGCUUCAGCUCCCACCACAGCCAGCCCGUCACCCGCAGUAGUUUUACACUCGGUACCAUUCAAAGUAUGUACAAAAACACAACUAAUUUAAAAGCCUCGUGACCGUUUUCCUGAGGUGUCUGGGGGGCGUGUUUAAUCCCUCUCUGGGAGAGUUGGGCUGCUUUGCGUCCUCAUGAUUCUUCAGCAGGAUGGAAUAUUCAUCUGUGCCGAGCAACAAUUGUCAUCUGACUUCUGCAGAAGCUCAUUAAUCAUUCGCUGCACAAUUCCUUCAGUCACAGUCAGGAGGUGGGUGCCACAGGAGGACAAAGUCCUGGAGCAGUGACCACAACAGUGAAUUUCACGGCAGGAGGACAUUGAAGGGACUAUGAAAAAAGCCUGGGUGACGGGGAGAAAACUGCGUCACACCCCACAGCAUUUAGGUUUUGAAACAAGGAGCUUCCAUUUGGCAAUGUACAUACUCAGAAUUAUCAUCUUCCUACUUCUAAGUGCCUUUGGACAUUGUGCCCAGGAGUGUUCUGUUUCCACGUCUGAACAGCCUUCGGUCAACUCCCUUCUCCAGGUGUUGCAGCGGAGUGCAGAGGAUGACUCUGUGGACCCCGACCCAGCCACCUUCCUCGCCCUGCGCCUCACCCAUCAACACAACCUGGAAGUUCUACGGCAUUUCCAAGAGGUCCUCAAAGCAGCUGCCGUUCGGAGAGUGACCCAGGAAGAGGAUCUACCCAUUGGUUCAACUGCUCUCUACACGCUAGCUUUCAGAUCUGCCUGCCUCAAUCCAGCCAGCAUAUCCGAUGGUCAGGAACAGAUCGAUCUGGUGAAACUUCUUGAAGAUGAGCUAAAUCUGGAGAUCCAAAGCCUGGGGUCUAAAGGACAGCCUCUUACAGACUUCUACCAGAUCUCUUUAGCAGUCCUAGCGCUCUGCACUGAAAAGCAACCUAUCCCUACUUUCGUUGUGAAGAACAUAUUUGACAGGGUUAUGAAUAACCGAGAUCCAUUUGGAGAACCUUUCUUUGUCGAUGCAGCCUCCAUGUCUGUCCUCGCUCUCACCUGCUUACAUCGCACCCAACUCAGUGCCAGUUUAAGACUUAACAUUGAAAGAGCCAUUGUGCGCUUGCUGAGUCUGCUCCUCACCAAACAGCAACAGGAUAGUACCAUUGGGUCUAUCUACAGUACUGGCCUUGCUGUUCAGGCUUUGGCUGAACAUAAUCAUCUGGGGUUUCUUGCCUUUCGAUGCGCAAACAAUUUGCAACUAUUGAUCAGCGAAAUCCCUAAAGGGACAUUUAACACAGUGCGGAGAGUUUUCCCAGUCAUUCUGGCUUUGAAGGGAGUAUCAUUGUUACAUGUCAGAAACAUCACUUGUACCUCUGAUCAGGAUAAUCUGACUCAAGAUGAAAAUGGAAAGUAAAAUGAAGACCAAGAGAGGAAGACGAAGAUGAUGCCUUUGUUCUUUACCUAGAAUAAAUACCAGCACCUUGCAGUCUUUAGAACAUAGUACAUAGAACAUAGAACAGCACAGGACAGGCCAUUGGGCCUAUGAUGUUGUACCAAACUAAUUAAAUCAAUGCACCUUAAUUAAUUUAAUCUCUCUUCCCUGCAGCUUCACCAAAUCCCUUCCUCCCUGUAUAUCCAUGUGUCUAAAAUACUCUUUAACACACUUAACUCUUAAACAUUAUGAUGAUAUCUGCCUCUACCAUCACCCCUGGCAGUGCACUCCAAGCACCCACUACUCUGUGUUUUUAAAAAAAAACUUGCCUCAUACACCUUAAAUAUAUGCCGUCUAGUAUUAGAUAUUUCAAUUCUAGGAAAAAGAUACCAGCUGCCUACUCUAUCUAUGCCUCACAUAAUUUUAUAAACUUCUAUCAAAUCUCCCGUCAGCCUCAGCCACUCUAGAGAAAACAGCCCCAGAUUGUCCAACCACUCCUCAUUGCAUAUGUCCUCCAAACCAGGCGGCAUACUGGUAAACCUCCUCUGCACCCUCUCUAAAGCGUCCACAUUCUUUCUGUAAUGAGGUGACCAGAAUUGAAUGCAAUACUCCAAAUGUGGC
Pristis pectinata (smalltooth sawfish) is the source of this 2164-nucleotide messenger RNA. Its product is annotated as cobalamin binding intrinsic factor-like. The transcript is spliced from 8 exons. Bases 488 to 1525 code for a protein of 345 amino acids. Gene Ontology annotation, molecular function: cobalamin binding. NCBI's taxonomy places the organism in Eukaryota, Metazoa, Chordata, Chondrichthyes, Rhinopristiformes, Pristidae. The record is from RefSeq and is a predicted model, not a curated record. Gene Ontology annotation, biological process: cobalamin transport.